Molecule: messenger RNA, 3053 nt
Organism: Agelaius phoeniceus (red-winged blackbird)
Lineage: Eukaryota; Metazoa; Chordata; Aves; Passeriformes; Icteridae
Source: RefSeq, a predicted model, not a curated record
GCCGGGCCCUGAUCCCGACCCCGGGCCCUGAUCCCGACAUGGACCCAGGCCGCGACCCUGUAACGGGGCCCGGCCACGAUCCGGUAACGGCCCCGGUGCCGGUAACGGACCCGGCGAACGAUCCCGACGUGGAGCCGCUGCACCGGGGCGGCUUCCGCUGCCGCCUGUGCCAGAUCACCACGGCCAACCUGCCGAGCCUGCGCUCUCACCUGGCGGGGAAGCGGCACGGGCGGCUCCGGUGUUUGCGGGCGGAGCGCCGGGCGCAGGAGCAGCGGAGCCUCUUCGUCAGCGGCUUCCGCCGGGGCACCGCGCCCGAGCAGCUGCGCCGCCACUUCCGCGCCUUCGGCCCUGUCGCGACAGUCGUGAUGGACAAGGACAAGGGCGCGUUCGCUAUCGUGGAGCUGCGGGACCCCGCGGGGCGGCAGCGGGCGCUGGAGCAGCCCCGGCAUCUCCUGGAGGGGCGGCGGCUGCGGGUGCGGCCCCGGGAGCACCGGGAAUGGCCCCGGGACCCCCCCCGGGACCCCCCCGGGAACCCCCCGGGACCCCCGGGGCUGCUGCAGGCGCUGGGCCGGGCCCAGGAUGUGUGGGCACAGCUGCAGCUGCUGGUGCGGGCUCUGGAGCUGAGCGCGGCCGAGCGGCGCCUGCGGGAGCUGCUGGUGACCCUGAUCAGGGAGGUGUUCAUGGAGUUCUUCCCAGGCUGCUCCGUUGUCCCCUACGGCUCCUCCGUCAACGGCUUCGACGUCCACGGCUGCGACCUGGACCUGCACCUGGAGCUGGGGGAGCCCCAAAGCCCAGAGACCCCAAACGGGGACCCCCAAACCCCAGAGACCCCAAACGGGGACCCCCAAACCCCAGAGACCUCCAAAAACUCUUAUCCUAACUCAAAUGGGGACCCCCAAAUCCUAAAGACCCCAAAUGGGGACCCCCGGAUCCCAGAAACCCCAAAUGGGGACCGCCCCAUGGAGGGGACCCCAAACAGGGACCCCCAGGGCCAGGAAACCCCAAAUGGGCACCCCCAAAUCCCAGAGACCCCAAAUGGGGACCCCCAGAGCCCGGGGACACGGCUGGGGGAUGGGGACACCCCCCUCAAAGGGUCCCUUUUGGGGUCCGAGGGGUCCCUUUUGGGGUCCCCUUUGGGUGACAGAGACCCCUCCCUCAAAAGGUCCCUUAUGGGGUCUGAGGGGUCCCUUUUGGGGGACAGAGGGGCCCAGUUGGGGUCUGAGGGGUCCCUGUCGGGGGAUGAGUCCCCUGAGGCCCUUUUGGGGUCCGAGGGGUCCCUUUUGGGGGACAAAGGGUCCUUUUUGGGGUCCCCUUUGGGUGACAGAGACCCCUCCCUCAAAAGGUCCCUUUUAGGGUCUGAGGGGUCCCUUUUGGGGUCUCCUUCAGGUGACAGAGACCCCUCCCUCGAAGGCUCCCUUAAAGGGGGGUCCCGUUUGGGCUCCGGGGUGUCCGGGGGGUCCCGUUUGGGGUCCGGGGUGUCCGGGGGGUCCCUUUUGGGGCGCGGGGCGCCCCCGGAGCGGGCGCUGCUGCUGGUGGGGGCGGUGCUGCGCCGCUGCGUGCCCGGGGUCCGGGGGGUCCGGGCCGUGCCCGGCGCUCGGCGCCCCGUGGUGAAAUUCAGCCACAAACAGUCGGGGCUGGCCGGGGACGUGUGCCUGGACAACCGCCUGGCCCUGUUCAACACUCGCUUCCUGCGCCUCUGCGCCGACGCCGACCCGCGGGUGCGGCCCCUGGGCUACGCCCUGCGGCUGUGGGCGGGGGGGCAGCGGCUGGCAGGGAACCGGGCCGGGGGCGGCCCCCUCCUCACCAACUACGCCCUGACGCUGCUGCUGGUGCUGUUCCUGCAGAGCCGCAGCCCCCCCGUGCUGCCCUCGGUGCGGCGCCUCCGCCUCCUGGCAGGGCCCCAGGAGCGCGCUCGGGUCGGGGGCUGGGACUGCAGCUUCCCCCGGGAGGCGGCGGCGCUGGAGCCCAGCGGGAACCGACAGAGCGCGGCCUCCCUCCUGGCCGAAUUCUUCUCCUAUUUCGGGACCCUGGAUCUGGGGGGGCUCCUCCUGUCGCCCCUGGAGGGCCGAGCUCUGCCUCGCCCCCCUCCCGAGGCCCUCGGGGGUCUCCGCCCGGGCCCCCUGACCCUGCAGGACCCCUUCGAGCUCAGCCACAACGUGGCCGCCAACGUCACGGCGCGCACCGUGUCGCGAUUCGUGCGCUGCUGUCGCGACGCCGCCCGCCUCUGUCGCGGCCCCGAGUUCCUGCAGAAAUCGCGGCGGGGCCGCCCCUGGGGCGUGAUGAGGCUGCUCCAGCCCGGGAACCGCGGGAACUCCGGGAGUUCCGAGGGGAAAUUCCUGAUCCAGGUCCCGCUGCGGCCCCCGGGGGGGUGCGGGGGGGGUCCCGCAGAGCGAGGUGAGCGCGGCCGUGGCCUUCGUGCUCAGGGAGGUGCUGGGGUGCGGCUGCGAGCCCGAGGACAGCCACCCCCGGGAGCCCGGUGUCACCUGGAGGGGGGGACAGGAGGGUCUGGGGAGGAAUUUGGGGACGUGGGGACAUCGGGGCCGGGCUCGAAGCGUCGCCUCCCCGAGGGGGGCCCGGACGGGGCCGGGGUCCCGCCCUCAAAGCGGCCCCGGGGUCCCGCGGGUCCCUCGCGGUGGAGCUGCUGCGUCUGGCACCGGGUGUGGCGGGGCCGCCGCCGCCUCCGCCGCCGCCUCCGCUACCGGGGGGGCUCCGGGGGGGCUCCGGGCACCGACGGGAACCGGGGGGAUCGAGGGACCCUGGGGCUGUCCCGGAUUUCGGGGGGGUCCCCCCUGGCCCUGGAACGGGCCGUGACCGUGGCCAUCGUCCGAGGGGACACCGGGAGCCCCCCCGGGCCCCCCCCGCAGCCGCUGCUGCGUUUCCAGCUCAGCGCCCGCCCGGGGGGGGCGCACCGGGACCCCCAAAUGCUGCUGCAGCUCCAGCCUGAGCCCCCCUCGCCGCUUUUCCAGGAGUUUUUCCAUUUCUUGCGGGGUUUUCUGCCCGGAAUGGUUCGGCAGCGCCUGGGCUGGGGUGGGGAAUUUGUAAAUUCUGAGUAA